Rotaria sp. Silwood2 is the source of this 2208-nucleotide messenger RNA. Lineage: Eukaryota; Metazoa; Rotifera; Eurotatoria; Philodinida; Philodinidae. The record is from the annotation of a GenBank genome assembly.
AUGCUUGUUUUUCACAAUGUUUUAGAAACAACGGCUGUCACACCACUAUCAACAAUUCCAUCAGAAACAAGAGGAACAAGAGAAACAGGAGAAACAACACUUACUACAGGCUUCACUGGAACUGAAUCAAGUCGAACUGAAGAAACCAGUUCAGGUCUUACAUCAGUUAGUACUGUAGAAGGUAGCACACCUAGUUAUACUGUUCUAACAACACUAAUUGGUUCAACUACUGAAGCAGUGUCAGGAACAACUACGAAGAUAUGUGAAGAAAUGCAAGCUGUAGAUGAAGCUGUUAGCAAGAAGAUAACUGUGAAACCGAAUGAAUUGCCUAGAGGUGAAAACAUCAAAUUUCAACCAACAUCUCAACAAGGUGUUUCUUUCGACAAGAAUGAUCUUAAACCAAUAAUUACUGUUCAUUUUGACAAACCUGCUCCAGUUCAGUCAGUCACUCUUCCACGUGAUAAAACACCCAAUGGAAAUGUUGAACAAUUUGAAGUCACAUUCUAUUCACCUGACGGAAACAAAAUCAACGACAUACCAAUAUUAAGUAAUUCAAGUCCAAAAGAAGAUAAGUCGAAGCCAGCUGAACUCAAUUCAACACAAAUACCAUCAAAUACACCUGUAUCACGUAUAGAAAUCACCAUUAUUCACACUACUGAUGAUGAAUCACCGAAAGGUGUUGUUUUGGAUAUUAAAGCUUGUGCGGAAGUCACAACAGUGAGCAAUGCAACUCCUUCUAGCGCUACUGAUUCAUCCACCGCAACAACUGAGAAAGCUGUUGAUGAAGCAACGACAACCUCGAGUGUGCCAGGGCGAUGUCAAACAGAAAAUACACUGAGUGAAGAAUUAGGUCUUGUCAAAGCUGAAUCAAUUACCGAGACAACAAAAGCAGAGACAAAGGUCGUUGGAUACAUUAUACGAUCAAAUAGCACCGGAUGGACUCCGUCGUCGGCGUUUUCAUCGCUCAAUAUCGAUUUCCGUUAUUCUGUUGAAAUUGGUCGAAUUCGCAUAACGGCUGAUAAUCUUAAAGAAUGGCGUUUAUACUAUCAAUCAGCAACGGAAGUAUUUCCACAUUGGAUAGCCUACAAUAAUUCAAUUGUUUUGACAAACAAUGAGAUUAUAUUUCCAAGAACACUGAAUGCUACGAAGAUUCGUUUAACUCCAAAUGGUGACGUUGAAAAUCUUCAUCUUGAAAUUUUUGCGUGUGCACCACUAAUAACUGAAACAGAUACACCAAGUACACCAUGUAGUCUAACAGAAUGGUCUGACUGGACACCAUGUAGUCGUACAUGUGGCAUUGGAUACAAAACACGUACUCGUAAUGUAAAUUUAACGCACGAUUGUAAUGAAGAGCAAUUGGUUGAGCGCCAAUCUUGUAUGGACCGUCGUUGUCAAUGCUUACUCGACGAAGCAUUUUAUGUGCGUGUGUUUCAGAGAGAACCAUCUGAUAGCAAAGAUAUUGGUUACAUUUAUACAUAUUCAAAUGAUACUACUGAAUUACGAAAUUUUGUUUAUAUUAAUGAUACUGUUGAUCAAGGCACCAUUAUUCGCACACAAGACAAUUGUUACAUUGUUUAUUGUACAGCUGAUGGUUUGAAAUUAUCUGAUAAUCAAUGUGUAACAACAACAAUAUUAACAACAACACCAACAACAAAUACUACAGUGUGCACAAUGCAACAAUAUGAAUAUGCUCCAUUGAAAGCUAACAAUGGUCAAUGCAUAUCUCGUGAAAGCUUUCCUCGAGAACGUUGUGGUGGUUAUUGUGAUUCGGAUAGUAACGAUCAAUGUAAAUGUUGUUCAAUUGGAACAACAUAUUUACAAUCAGUUCUUUUUGAUUGUUUUGUUAAUGGCUCAAAAACAAUAACAGAGGAGAAAACAAUACAAAUUCGACGUAUUCAAUCAUGCAGUUGUAACAUAUGCCGUGACAGUUGUUCAGUACGGCAAUAUGAUAGUGCUCCAUUACGAAUGAACGAUAAUCAAUGCAUAUCACGUGAAAAAGUUCCUCGAGAACGAUGUAGUGGAUAUUGUGAAUCUGAUAGUGGUGAUCAAUGUACUUGUUGCUCGGUUGCAAAAACAUAUUUACAACCAAUUGUUUUUGAUUGUCUUGUUAAUAGUACGCAAAAUGUAACGGUACAAAGAACAGUAGACAUUCGACGUAUUCAAUCAUGCAACUGCAAUGUAUGUUCCGGUGGAAUUCCGCACAAAUGA